CUGUUUCAUAUCUUUGCAGCAAUGCAGAAGAGCUGCUCUGUGGAGUACAACAGCUCUAGCACCUCUGUAAUCCACCGUAUUCAAAGGAACCAGCACUCGCACCUUACUCGCUGGUUUGCUGAAGUCAUGAGAGGCUACCAUAAAGCACAAAUCUCCUUCAGAGAGAAAUGCAAGGCACAAAUUCAGAGACAGCUAGUGAUUGUGGAUAAAGAGGUGACAGAUGAAGAGCUGGAGGAAAUGCUCCGCUGUGAUAAUCUGGCCAUCUUCAUAUCAGAAGUAAACUCUGAUACCCACAUUUCAAGUCAGGCUCUGACUGAGAUUGAAAGGCGUCACCAGGACAUUGUCGGCCUUGAGUCCAGUAUUAAGGAGCUGCAUGAGAUUUUUGCUGAUACUGCCAUGCUGUUGGAGAUUCAGGGGGAGCUAAUCAACAACAUUGAGAGGAACGUCAUGAGUGCUGCAGAGUAUGUGGGAGCAUCUAGACAAGAAACUCAUAAAGCAGUCGCAUACAAAAAAAAUCGUCACAAGAUAGCAUCUCUUCCCAGCUUCUUCAAGCCCUUCAAGAGACAAAGCAGUCUUAAAGCUGAGACUGAAGUGCCCUCUGACCUAAACCACGGCUGA
Menidia menidia (Atlantic silverside) is the source of this 618-nucleotide messenger RNA. The record is from the annotation of a GenBank genome assembly. NCBI's taxonomy places the organism in Eukaryota, Metazoa, Chordata, Actinopteri, Atheriniformes, Atherinopsidae.